Messenger RNA from Carlito syrichta (Philippine tarsier), 1460 nucleotides. It is a transcript of the gene CFLAR, whose product is annotated as CASP8 and FADD like apoptosis regulator. The transcript is spliced from 9 exons. Gene Ontology annotation, biological process: negative regulation of extrinsic apoptotic signaling pathway via death domain receptors; proteolysis. The record is from RefSeq and is a predicted model, not a curated record. Bases 12 to 1460 code for a protein of 482 amino acids. Lineage: Eukaryota; Metazoa; Chordata; Mammalia; Primates; Tarsiidae. Gene Ontology annotation, molecular function: protein binding; cysteine-type endopeptidase activity.
UGAUAUUGGGCAUGAUGUCCGCGGAAGUCAUCCACCAGGUUGAAGAGGCGCUUGACAAAGAUGAGAAGGAGAUGCUUCUGUUUCUGUGCCGGGACGUCACCGCAGACGUGGUUACACCUAAUGUCAGGGACCUUCUGGAUGUCUUAAGUGAGAAAGGCAAGCUGUCAGAUGAUGGCUUGGCUGAGCUGCUCUACCGGGUGAGGCGCUUCGACCUGCUUAAGCGGAUCCUGAAGGUGGACAAGACGGCGGUGGAGGCUCACCUGCGCAGGAACCCACCUCUGGUUUCCAACUACAGGGUGCUGAUGGCAGAGAUUGGUGAGGACUUGGAUAAAUCCGAUGUUUCCGCAUUAAUUUUCCUCAUGAAGGAUUACAUGGGCCGAGGCAAGAUAGCCAAGGAGAAGAGUUUCUUGGAUCUUGUGGUUGAACUGGAGAAACUAAAUCUGGUUGCUCCCAAUCAAUUGGAUUUAUUAGAAAAAUGCCUAAAGAGCAUCCACAGAAUAGACCUGAAGACAAAAAUCCAGAAGUACAAGCAGUCUGCUCAAGAAGCAGAGACAAAUUAUAUGAAUGUUCUCCACGCGUCUCUCCCAAACACGAAUCUCAAGGAUCCUUCUUAUAACUUCAGGCUCCAGAAUGGAAGAAGAAAAGAACAAAGACUUGUGGAACAACUUGGCCUUCAAAGAGAACCAGCGAAGACAUCCAUUCAGGAAUCAGGAGCUUUUUUGCCUCAGCAUGUGCCUGAAGAGAGAUACAGAAUGCAGAGCAAGCCCCUAGGAAUCUGCCUGAUAAUUGAUUGUGUUGGCAAUGACACAGAGACCCUUCGAGAGACCUUCACUUCCCUGGGCUAUGACGUCCAGAGUUUCUUUUAUCUCAAUGUGGAUGAUAUGACCCAGAUUCUCCACCGGGUUGCCCGCAUGCCCCAGCACCGAGACUACGACAGCUUUUUGUGUGUCCUGGUGAGCCGAGGAGACACCCAGAGUCUGUUUGGUGUGAGCCAGACUCACUUGAGGCUCCCCCUGUACCAGAUCAGGAGGAUGUUCAUGGGAGACGUGUGCCCUUCUCUAGUGGGGAAGCCAAAGCUCUUCUUCAUUCAGAACUACGUGGGGUCAGAGGACCGACGGGAGGACAGCAACUUCCUGGAGGUGGAUGGGCCAGCGGUAAACAGCCUGGAGCCCAGGGCACUGCAGCCCGGUCCCUGCACAGUGCACCCAGAAGCCGACUUCCUCUGGAGCAUGUGCACGGCAGACGUAGCCCUGCUGGAGAGAAGCUCCGGGUCUCCCUCCCCAUACCUGCAGUGGCUGUCCCAGAAGCUGAGGCAAGAAAGAAAACACCCUCUCCUGGACCUCCACGUUGAACUCAAUGGCCACAUGUAUGAUUGGAACAACAAAGUUUCUGCUAAGGAAAAGUGCUGUGUCAUGCUACAGCACACUCUGAGAAAGAAACUCAUUUUCUCGUACAAAUAA